UUUAAUAAAAGGCCCUUUGCACGUGUCCCCUAUGUGACAUUACACAUUUGAACCUUUUUUCUCCUAGUAUGGACGUUGAAUGGCUUUCUGACCUCUACCGAAGGGCGCACAGCUCCUGACAGCGUGAGGGAAAGGCGAAUCUUAUGAAUGGCUUGAUUGAUAGAUACAGAUAAAGAGGCAGGGUCUGGUUUGCAGGUGGAGGGAGGAGGGGAUUCUUGUGGUCACCAUAAAAAAAAAGCCUGAACAUAUAGGCUUGUGCAAAGCUCUUUCAUUGGUGGAGACGUAUUCAAUGAAAAACGUGAUUUCAUUAGCUGUAGCUGAGCAGGAUUGGCAAAGUAUUGGUAGAAUUCUUUCUAACGCUGUCUCCCAUGGGGUAACAGAUGCCUCCACGUGUUGCCAUAGAGUCGUUACACCGUAUAGUAUCCCAAAGCAAUAUUAGAGUACUGCAAUGAGUCGCAUAAUAGUGUGUAAAAUGUCAGGUUUUGGGUGUGCUCUCAUGUAGGCUGAAGCGAGUGGAUAUACUGUAUAUCUGAGGGCAUGUAAAACUGAAGUCUGGAGGCUCCCAGCUCGUCAUGCUAAGGAAUCCAUUGAGAGAAUUUCGCAGCGUUAGUCAUCGCAACAACUAUCCGCAGUGUGUGUAGUCGCCUAUAGCUUCCCUUGCACCUCUUGCACUGGAGAUCCACAGUGGGCACCGUGCAGGGCUUGCCUUCAGACGCACUGUGUAUCGGUGCAGUGCGUGCGUGAUUUCUGCCUGUACCCACCCGCAGAGGUUUAACACAGUCCACCGGCAUGGUCACAUGCCGGUUGGGUCGGUGGCGGUGUGCUGGUGGGUGCCCGGGUCAUUAGGGUGUUUGCGCAGGACGUGGCGAGCCGACGCCAGUGACCGGGCAGGUGAUGUUUGCUCACGUAAGCCGCUCGCGUUUGAUGAGGGGCGCAGGGGACGCGGCUGGAGGGUGCGCGCUACUGUUGCAUCGCCUCACCGGAUAACUGCUGCUAUCUCAUCCUGUCCGUCUGUUCGUCCCCGGUUUUCUUUACUCUUUUUUAUUUUGCUAAUCGAGUAAGGGAUUUACAGCAUUGGAACUCUUUUGACGACCGAAAUAAGUGGAUAAAAGGACCCGACCUUGCGUGUGCGUGGAGUGCGUAUCGUUUUUUGUGAUUCCCCUGUACGCGCAAGCUGCUUUUUUCCUUCAAGAGAGGCAAUGCGCCCACCCAUGCGAUGCUAGCCUAUUAGCUAGAGAGAGAGAGAGAGAGAGAGAGAGAGAGAGAGAGAGAGAGAGAGAGAGAGAGAGGUUUCAGUCCUGGAUUCGAGAGGAGGCUAAUUUACGAGUCUUGUUUUGCCUUUCAGGAAAAGGGGAGAUAAGAGGGGGAGGGUGGUUGGUGAAGGAGAAUGCAGCAAUCACAUUUUUAAGCAUGCAGAAGCGGGCUGUUUCCGGUUCCUAGGCUGGUGUGUCCCCCCAUCCGAGGCCAGCAGCCGUAUGGGGAAAGCAGCGGCAGACACAGAUGGCAUGGACACUUCCACAAGGUCUGCCGCUCUGCCCUGCCUGCUCUGCCGGAGCCCGUUCGCCGCCGUCUCUCUCUUCCAGCUCGCUCCGCCGCCCAGCAGCACUGCAGCACAGCACAGGCUGACGGCAUGAGGCUUGAUCCAGUGCAUUUCUCCAUGCUGGUCAUCGGGGUCUCCUUCGCCUGUUACGCCCCGAGUCUCAACUCCCUUCAGGACCAGGCGUACCGAUCAGCCGUGGUCAUCGAGGGCGAGGUGCGCUCCUCCCCGGAGAACGUCUCCUCCCGGGAGCCCUACAGUGUGAAUGUCAAAGUGCUGGACGUGUGGCCCGUCAACAGCGGCGGCCUCGAGAGGGAGCAGCUCGUGACCGUCGGGGACUUCGGUUCCGAGGCCCCGUGUACCACGGUGGAGAAGGACCACAGAUAUAUCUUUUUCAUGGACCCGACGGCCGAGCCCUUGGUAUUCAAGGCAUCGUACGCCCCUGUGGACGCCAGUGAGCCGGAGCUGAAGAAGGAGGUGGAGAGAGUGUUGUGCGAGGACUGCGCCUCUGCUCCCAAACUGCGACUGAUGCGAGGACAGUCCCUCCUCGAAGGGGACAAGCUGUACUUGAAGUGCGAGGCGUCGGGAAACCCCAGCCCUUCCUUCCGCUGGUACAAAGAUGGACAUGAGCUUCAAAAAGGCAGAGACCUCAAAAUAAAGACCAACAAAAAAAACUCAAAGGUGCAGAUCAGUCGCGUCCGGGUGGAAGACUCUGGAAACUACACCUGUGUGGCUGAAAACUCAUUAGGACAAGAAAACGUCACAAGUAUAAUCAGCGUACAGAUCUUGACCACAACCACUCCGCCACCAGGCGUGAGUCACGCAAGGCCCUGCCUCGAGUCGGACAAGGCUUACUGCGUCAACGGAGGAGACUGUUACAUCAUACAUGGUAUUAACCAGCUGUCCUGCAAGUGUCCUAAUGACUAUACGGGGGAUCGCUGUCAAAACUCCGUCAUGGCCGAUUUCUACAACAUUCUCAGAAUUGAAUUUAUAGAGGCUGAGGAGCUCUACCAGCGGCGGGUGCUGACUAUCACAGGCAUCUGUGUGGCGUUGUUGGUGGUUGGCAUCGUUUGUGUGGUGGCCUACUGCAAAACUAAGAAGCGGAGGAAGAAGAUGCAGAGUCACCUACACCAGAACCAGAAUCCGUGUGUGGAGCAACCCAACCGUAUGUUGGCCAACGGGCCCAACCACCCUGGCCCCGGUCCUGAGGAGAUUCCCAUGGCUGAUUACAUCUCUAAAAGCGUCCCUACGACGGAGUGUGUGAUCAGCCAUGGAGCCGAGGGUGCAGGCAACUACGCAGGCAGCCGAAUGUCUACCCGCUCCCACCACUCUACCACUGCCUCACAUGCUUCCAGACACGAGGAGCAGACGUGGAGCAUGGAGCGAACAGAGAGCAUGAACUCAGACUGCCAGUCAGGUGGGCUUUCCAGCUCUGUGGGAACCAGUAAGUGCAGCAGCCCAGCAUGCAUGGCGAGGAGGGCUGCCCACUGGGGCUGCACGGAUAUAUCCGGACCAGGGAUGCAGUACGGGGACUCCUAUGACUCACUGAGAGACUCACCUCACAGUGACAGGUAUGUGUCGGCGCUGACCACGCCAGCACGGUUGUCUCCAGUGGAGUUCCACUAUCCCCCGCUGCCGCCCCAGGUGCCCACCUUCCAGAUCACCUCGCCCAACACAAGCCACGCCCUCUCCCUGCCCCCCGCCGCUGCCGCCUACCACAGAGAUGAUGACCAGCCGCUGCUAAGAUGCCCUGAUGAUGGAAGUUUAUACAGGCAGCCACGACGCCCACGGCGACCCUACCUGACGGAGAGCACAGGAAGUCUACCAUCCAGCCCCUACCGUCUCCCGGACGACGAGGCCUACGAGACCACCCAGGAGUACGCCUCUUCACGGGAACCCAUCCGGAGCCGGCGCCGCCCGCGACGCAACCGCCUCAAUGGACACAUCUCCCAGCGCGCAGCAGGCUUUCGGGACUACAGCUCACAGAGCUUCAGUCAGUCAGAGGAGGAAGAAGAGGAGGAAGAGGAGGAGGACGCUCAUGGGGAGAGCACGCCUUUCCUCAGUAUGCAGAACAUGAACGUGGACCCACCCUUAACUGUCCCGGGUUUCCGUUCGUCAUCUGGUGCGGAUACACGGACUCACCGCGGGCUGAGUCGGCCGGGAGCACGAAGCAACGGGCAGAGUCGCGGGUCCCAGUCGCAGCGCUCCAAGGCUGACAACAUGCCCCUUUAAGACUCGACCUCCCCCCGACACCCGUCCAUACACCCCUGCCACCCCCACCCCCUCCACCUCACACACCCCCCUUCCUUCUACACAAAACAAGUGGACUAGAGACCUGCACCUAGGAGAAAUAUUUUUAUUUUGUAUAACAGACAGAUAUUCUAAACAAAUGAAAUAUUUAUUUUCAUUUCAGCAAAAAUUGUCUACUAGCUAACAGCAAAGACUUUUUUUAUAACGGGGGGGAAAUAUUUAUAUGUAAAGUUUUUUGAUUUACAGCAUUAUGAGAGAUGAAAAAAAUAAGAGAAUUACGUGCCAAUUUUUUCACGAGUUAGAUAAAUAGAAUAAUAUUGUGGUGCCUUUUGCUGUAUGCUGAAGUCGGAGGUCCCAUUGAGUUUUUGUAGCCUUUCUUAUAAAGACUCCUCGUUUUUAUAGAGACCAACCCUCUUCCUUCCUUUUGCUUUGGUUUUUUGUCUGAUUUGGGAUCUUCCUCUUUUUGAACUGUGAUCUGAUUAUGUCAUCAUGCAAUAUUGAUUCCUCCUGUGUAAAAGGUGUCUGUUUACAUGAGUAUGAUCUACGCGAUGCAUUCGUUUCACACAGGGACAUUAGUCACUGACGCAACCGGAUGUGUAGGGUAGUUUUCUCGGAUGAUUUUUGAACGAAUCUUUCCAGAUGAACACACAUCGGUCAUUUUAUGUCCUCAGUCGCUGCCUGUCAGUCAUUUGUUGAUAUUUCUGUGAAAACAAGCGCGUUAGCGGGUCGUUGAAGGAAAGUGAUUCAAAGAUUCCUGUGUAGGUGUUCAGGGUGCUGCCAUGACAUCGGUGGUGGUUGCAGUGUGUGUGCCAGUGUGUGUGUGUGUGUGUGUGUGUGUGUGUGUGUGUGUGUGUGUGCCUGGAUGCAGUCUGUACACAUCAUAAUGCCUCAUUGGUUGGCGCCUCUGUUCACCUUCGAGGGUGUGGUCUCUUGUUCGAUUGACAUGCUCCUCCCACCGAUCCUCACGCUGCCAGAAGCUCCAUUGCACUGUAAGAACCUCCCUCUCCGUGAGCAGUCAUUGGCCAGGGAGCUGCCGAUCCAAAACCGACCUAAACCAAUCCAGUUGUAAUCCAGCCUGACUCUGGCCUCCCGUGGACUGCCCAAGCCCGCCCGUUUCCUAUGCCAGCAGCUUAGAGCCGCACUGUGUCUCAGGACUUCCCCAUCACAUCACAGCCAAAAGACUCAAAGCAGAGACAGCAUGCCAUCCAGUCACAGUUCAGUCCGCAGGCCAGAUCCACAUCCCCCUCACCCUCCUCCCCGUCCGUCUGUCACGUUUGUCGCAUCUACCUGUGGCCAUGAUUAAGGGAGUGUGGGUGAAACUCUUGAAAUCAGAUGGAAGAUUCAGUUGCUUUUUUUUUUUGUUUGUUUUUUUUACUCCUUGUGUAAGUGUGUGUAGCUGUGUGUGGGUCAAAAUGACGACGAAGACGACAGCGGUGGUGAAGAUAAGCUGUUGUGCGGAGACCUCAUCUUUUCGCUCUUUUGCAAUGCAAGGGCGUAGCAAGGAAUUGCGGGCCCCCCCUGAGAGGAUGUCGCUCCAGAUCCUCCCUCUCUUUUCUUUUCUUUUCUUUUCUUUUUUUAAGUAAUUUAAUCCUUUUCGGAAACUUUGCGGGCCCUCUCCAACUAGAAUCAUCACUACUUUUCACCCCAGUAGCGAUGGCACUGAUGUCCUGACGUGAGAAAUCGCUUGCGGGUUUGUUUUGUAACGGUGCAGGUUCACACUGCGAGAGCGUUUUUUGGUUCUGUUUUGAUUUGAGUCCGACUGGUUCUACUUUUUAUUUAGCUCACAGCCAAACAGUGCUAUAUGAUAAUACUGAUUACUGCAUCCUUGAUUUGCAUUCCUAUACCUUUAUUGAUUGAACUUACUUUGCUUGGUCAUACUGACUGAAUGAUCUGUUAUGUGUUUGUCUCUGUCUGCCCCUGUCCACCUCACAUUAUUGCCUGCCCCCCUCACCUUCAUGUCUUUCUCACCCCCCCUUUAACCGACCUUCAGAAGCAACUAGCGUUUGGACGAAUUUAGACCCCCCCCAUCUCCAGACGAGUACGCAUUACCGAACAGCACAUGAAUAGUAGGCUGUGUCGACAUUAAACGUGUCCGCUACACGCUAACGGACAAAACUCCUCCUCUUCAGACACACAGCGGGUUUAGAGACCCCGUCAGUCGCACUGAGGAAAACAAUACUAUGUCACAAAUACAAUACGUGGGUUAAUUUUCAGUAAGUAGUCUUUGAUUUUUGUUUUAAGUCACACAGGAGAUGCAUGAAUCACAGACAUAGAGUAUCUAAAAAUUUAAGACGAGCCCUUUAGACUCGGGUUGGGGGUGGGGUCUCGUAGUCAUAAUAGAAUUAGAUUAAAACAUGAUUUGGGUUCAUGGCACAAAGGUCUGGCUAGUUUUGUUUUUACUAUUACUGUAAUCAAUCUGGGGUUUGCAGCGUUGGAAAUACUUCAAGUGAGGAUAGUGUGCUUCUAGUGCUAGUUGAAUUGUUAACACUCACCCCUCCCUCUCCCACCCUCUUUCUCCUCACCCUGCACUCCCCCCAGCCCCUUUAACAUACACACACACGCGUACAUUUCACACAUACACAUCGACAUCAUACACUCUUUACACAUAACGAAGCACACACAGACACACAAGCCCUCAUCGGACACACACACACGCACACAUACACAAACCACGAGUCCAUCUUUGUUUGUGUUUGUCAAGCAGUUUGCCUUUGUCUUUUCUACCUACAGACCCCCCCUACCCCCAUCCCUACCCCCUCCCCUACUCCCCAUUUCCUCCUUCUUCCUCCCCCCUGCCCCACCCGCCUGACCCCACCCCGCCCCGCCCUUCCCUUUCCCCUUCCCUGCCUUCUCUCACCCCCCCCGACCCCUGCAUGUCCUAGUGGUACUGGUAGUUGGGUGCAUGGAAAAAGCAGCAAGCAAAUCGUUUUUUUUUUUCACUCGGUGAAAAAAAUAAAAAUGUGUCCUCAUUUUAACAUUCAGCAAUAAAAAUCCCCUUAUCUCAUGUCCAUUAUUCUUGGAAUAUGCUAGCAGAUUUUUUGCAAGUUUUAUCAAAAACAUACUACUUGUAAAAGAAGAAAAAUCCAAAACCACCCCUUCAUAUGAAAAAUAAAACUUUAUUCCUACCA
Molecule: messenger RNA, 6915 nt
Organism: Sphaeramia orbicularis (orbiculate cardinalfish)
Lineage: Eukaryota; Metazoa; Chordata; Actinopteri; Kurtiformes; Apogonidae
Gene: nrg2b
Product: neuregulin 2b
Exons: 12
Coding region: 1631-3769 (712 amino acids)
Biological process (GO): animal organ development; nervous system development; intracellular signal transduction
Molecular function (GO): signaling receptor binding
Source: RefSeq, a predicted model, not a curated record